CAUUGGGAGAGAGAUGGGAAGUAAUGGGUUUUAUCCACUGUUUGAGACGAGGAGAGCCAAAGGCAGAGCCAUUUAUAGGCUCUUUGCGGCGUCUGUGUUGUUGGGCAUAUGCUUGAUUUGGGUCUACAGAGUGAGACAUAUACCAAGAAAUGGUAGAUGGGGUUGGUUUGGGUUGCUCGGAGCUGAGCUCUGGUUCGGUUUUUAUUGGAUUCUCACUCAAGCCCACCGCUGGAACCGUGCCUAUAGACACACCUUCAAGGAUAGGCUCUCUCAGAGAUAUGGAAAGGAUAUGCCGGGGGUGGACAUAUUCGUGUGCACGGCGGAUCCUGUGCUGGAGCCGCCACUGAUGGUGAUAAACACAGUUUUAUCGGUAAUGGCGUAUGAUUAUCCAUCGGAGAAACUAAGUGUUUAUCUUUCAGAUGAUGGUGGCUCAGAUGUCACCUAUUAUGCUCUCCUAGAAGCCUCUCAGUUUGCCAAGCAUUGGCUGCCAUACUGCAAGAAAUUCAGAGUGGAGCCAAGGUCACCAGCUGCAUAUUUUAUCUCAAGGGAUGCCCCACUCGAUGCUAAUCAAGCUAAAGAGUUGGUCGUCAUCAAGAAAUUAUAUGCAGAAAUGGAGAACAGAAUCGAAAAUGCAGCGAAAAUAGGCCGAAUCCCUGAAGAAGUACGCUUAAAGCACAAACAAUUCUCUCAGUGGGAUUCAUAUUCUUCUCGACGUGACCAUGACACAAUUCUUCAGAUAUUAAUUGAUGGGAGAGACCCCAAUGCCACAGAUGAAGAUGGCAUUGUGUUGCCAACUCUGGUAUAUUUGGCUCGGGAGAAGAGACCCCAGCAUCACCACAACUUCAAAGCUGGAGCUAUGAAUGCAUUGAUAAGAGUGUCAUCAAAGAUUAGCACCGGGCCGAUUAUUCUUAAUGUGGACUGUGAUAUGUACUCAAACAAUUCACAUUCUGUGAGAGAUGCACUUUGCUUUUUCAUGGAUGAAGAGAAUGGCCAUGAGAUUGCUUUCGUGCAGUUUCCACAGAAUUAUGAGAACAUUACAAAGAAUGAAAUAUACAGUAGUUCAAUGAGAGUGAUUGCUGAGGUGGAAUUCCAUGGUUUGGAUGGUUAUGGAGGCCCUCUAUAUGUUGGUAGUGGAUGCUUUCACAGAAGAGACACUCUAUGUGGGAGGAAGUUCAGUAAGGGAUAUAAGGGUGAUUGGAGCACUAGUGCAAAUGAAAGAAAGAGGGAAGAAAGUGUACAUGAAUUAGAAGAAAAAUUAAAGGGUCUUGCAAGCUGUACCUAUGACAAAAACACUCAAUGGGGCCAAGAGAUGGGUUUGUUAUAUGGGUGUCCGGUUGAAGAUGUCAUAACAGGUUUAUCAAUCCAAUGCCGGGGAUGGAAAUCAGUCUACUUCAAUCCAUCAAGGAAAGCUUUCUUAGGUGUUGUUCCAGCAACACUCCCUGAGGUACUUGUGCAGCAUAAGAGAUGGUCCGAAGGUGAUCUGCAGAUUCUGUUAUCCAAGUAUAGUCCUGCAUGGUUUGCACAUGGAAAGAUUAGCUUAGGCCUUCAAAUGGGAUACUGUGUCUAUUGCCUUUGGGCCCCUAAUUCUUUGGCAGUACUAUACUACUCUGUCAUCCCUUCACUUUAUCUCCUCAAAGGCAUUCCCCUGUUUCCACAGAUCUCGAGCCCAUGGUUCUUACCCUUUGCAUAUGUGAUAAUUGUUAUGCACAUUUAUGGCUUGGCCGAGUUCUUAUGGUCUGGUGGCACGAUUCUGGGCUGGUGGAAUGACCAGAGGAUGUGGCUCUACAAGAGAACAAGUUCCUAUCUUUUUGCUGUGAUCGACACCAUCUUGAAGUUACUGGGCUUUACUGAUUCAGGAUUCAUAAUCUCAGCCAAGGUAGCUGACCAAGAUGUUUCCCAAAGAUAUGAGAAAGAUAUAAUGGAGUUUGGAAUCUCCUCUCCAAUGGUCACCAUCUUAUCAACAGUUGCAUUGCUCAACUUAUUUUGCCUUAUUGGGGUUGUGAAAGAAGCAUUCUUGGGUGAGGGUAUCAUGAGAGUUUAUAAGACAGUGACUCUGCAAUCUGUUCUGUGUGGGCUUCUGGUUCUCAUCAACUUGCCUUUGUACCAGGCCCUUUUCCUCAGGAAGGACAAGGGCAAGAUACAAAGCUCCCUAGCAAUGAUAGCUGGGUUACCAAAAUUUGCUGCAAUUGUGUUGCUGGUACUUUUGUCAACCCUGCAAGUAGUGUUUGGGAUUAGGUUUGUGAUUGACAGGGAAGAGUGCUUCUCUCAUGAUGUCAAAUAUGAAGGGGAUACGGUCCAUGUAUCUUUUGUUGUAAUUAAGGUUGAUGGAGCUUGGCAUUAUGCUCAAGAUGGCGUAGAUCUUGUGGUGAAAGGACCUACUGGCGAUCAGGUUCAUGAUUUUCGUGACAAGACAAGUGAGAAGUUUGAGUUUGUGGCUCAUCACAAGGGACUCCACCGUUUUUGCUUCGCUAACAAGUCUCCCUAUCACGAAACAAUUGACUUUGAUAUACAUGUUAGCCAUUUUACAUACUACGAUCCGCAUGCAAAAGAUGAGCAUUUCAACCCCUUAUUAGAACAGAUAUCAAAGCUGGAGGAAGCUCUAUACAAUAUUCAGUUUGAACAGCAUUGGCUAGAGGCACAGACUGAACGUCAGGCAAUAGUAAAUGAUGGAAUGAGCAAGAGGGCUGUUCACAAGGCCUUUUUCGAAUCAGCAGCACUCAUUGGUGCUAGCAUUCUCCAAGUUUACCUUCUGCGCCGGCUGUUUGAGCGGAAGCUUGGGACGUCCAGAGUUUAGAUGUGGAAUUGCCAUAGGAUAUUUAUCAAUUUGUAGAAUCAUGAAGCCAGACUCUUCCUUCAGGCUUUUGUUUGCCUUUUUGAAUUUUUGUGAUUACUCCAGGACAAAACAACAUGCAUAGAGACCGUUUUGUUUACUCUUUGGCAGCCUUGCCUUGAAGUGAUAGUGUCCUGGAGGCACAAAUACAUGUAUUUCAGCUCAACUGUGGACGUACAUUAGAUUAGCUGCCAUUUUGACCAAUCUAUGCACCAAAGGCAACCCUUAGCCACA
Molecule: messenger RNA, 3064 nt
Organism: Corylus avellana
Lineage: Eukaryota; Viridiplantae; Streptophyta; Magnoliopsida; Fagales; Betulaceae
Source: RefSeq, a predicted model, not a curated record